AAUAAUGCUAGUAAAUGGAUAGAAAAUGCAUUAAAAAGUGAAAAAAUUAAAUUUAUACCAUUUAAUCAAUUAAUAAAUCCAAAACAACUUACUAAUGGAGGAUUUGGAUCUAUUAUGAAAGCAACUUGGAUUAAAACAGGAAUUCCUAUUAUUUAUAAAAAGUUAACUAAUAUAAAAUCUAUUAAAAGUAAUAUAUUAGAUGCCUUUAUUCAUGAAUUACAAAUCCAUUUACAUCUUGAUCAUAGUGAUCGAAUUAUUCGCUGUUUUGGUAUUAGUAAAGAUCACGAAGAUUAUCUUCUUAUAAUGCAAUAUGCUAAUGAUGGUGAUCUUCAAAAUUAUCUUAAAAAGAAUUUUAAAAAUUUAACUUGGAAUGAUAAGAAAAAAUUAGCAUUUCAAAUUGCUGAAGG
Messenger RNA from Funneliformis mosseae, 407 nucleotides. The record is from the annotation of a GenBank genome assembly. NCBI's taxonomy places the organism in Eukaryota, Fungi, Glomeromycota, Glomeromycetes, Glomerales, Glomeraceae.